This is a messenger RNA of Triticum dicoccoides, 1434 nucleotides long. RefSeq lists its product as uncharacterized. NCBI's taxonomy places the organism in Eukaryota, Viridiplantae, Streptophyta, Magnoliopsida, Poales, Poaceae. The transcript has a single exon. The record is from RefSeq and is a predicted model, not a curated record. Bases 1 to 1434 code for a protein of 477 amino acids.
AUGUCUUCACCGAGGAGGCUUUCCUGGGUCGUACUGAGGAAGCACGUCCCGGUCUUCGACGCCGAGGAGAAGCAUCAGGAAGACAAGAUCAUGGCCAAGGCGAGCAAAGAUUGGGGGGACAUCGAGAAAGGGUCCUGGAUACUGGACCAGUUCUCGCUCGACGCGCACCUCGUCGAGCCGCCGGAGCUCCCCACCUUGUCCGUGCGCGCCAAGAUCGAGACGCAGGAGCGAGGCAUCGGGUGCGUCCUCGACUCCGUCGUGGAGAACUACCUCGUCAUGACUCUGGGGUUCUGCGACAGGUGGUACGGGCUCGUCUACGACGCAGCCAAGAACUCGCUCUCGCUGCUCCCCGCCACCAUGGAUUCCUUCGAGGGCUACGACUUCGCGUCGAGAGUUGAUUCUGUGCCCUUCUUCUUCCUGAGGCAACCUGCCGUCCUGCCACGCGACGACGGUUCCUACGAUCUGUUCAAUCUGGGGUUCCGUUUCGCUACACGCGACAGAGUGUUGCAGGGGUCGUCGGGCAUCAUCUUCCGGUGGUCGAGCCAUGCCGCUGGCAAGAAGUGGACGAAGCAGGAGGCGCGCUUCAGCCCGCAUACCCAGGUGCCGCGCCAGCCGGCGUACAAAGUAGACGCGGCCUUCACUUUCAAAGGGAAGGUUUUCUGGGCCGAUCUCAUGCUUGGCGCCAUUGUCUGUGACAUGCCAUCCACCGGUACCACUACCAGCGAAGACCUUGACCACGUGGAGCUGGACUUCAUUCAUCUUCCCGAGGAGUGCCAAGGCCGUGACUUCUCCCGCAGUUACCCCAAGGAUCGUCGGACCAUGGGCCCUGUCGGGGACUCCAUAAAGCUCAUCUCCAUUGUCACCAUCAGUGGCGACAACCCCCGUGACAACACGCCCCCUGCCGACGUUGUGCUGCGGAGCUGGACUCUGUCGCCAGACCUUCACUCAUGGACGAGAGAUGAAGACAUGGAGCUGCCCUUGCCGCUGCUCUGGCAGUCGGAGGCCUACAAGCGUGAGAGGCUGCCGCAGGCCAUGCCGCAGUGCCCAGUCCUCAAGGCCGACGAGGUUGGUGUCCUCUACCUCUUGCUGGGAGAUUACUACCUCGAUUGGGAGAGAAGGGCUCGGCUAUGCAGGGAGAUUGAGUGUGUGAUCAGCAUCAACAUGCGCACAAAAUCUCUCCUGUCCUGCAGCCAUCGUCCGAUCAAAGAUGGCUUCUCACCCAAGUGGCGAGACAAAGACCAGCCUUCCAAAGGUUUCCGUCCCGUCAUGCCUUCCCUGUUUGCCGCCAAGUUCUGCCCGAGCCACACUGGAUGGUCUGAUGAUCUUCUGCCCAAGAAAAAAAAGAAUCAUCUAACAGAUGGUAAUUUGAAUCUGAAUCUAGUACUACCACUCCUCCUACUCCUACUUGAUAUUAUCUGCGCACAUUCUGCUUGA